Molecule: messenger RNA, 762 nt
Organism: Lactuca virosa
Lineage: Eukaryota; Viridiplantae; Streptophyta; Magnoliopsida; Asterales; Asteraceae
Source: the annotation of a GenBank genome assembly
AUGAGUCAGGGACAACCAAGACGACCACAACCUGAAGACCAAGUGCCCAUCACAUAUGGCGACGUAUUCCAAGUCUCCGGUGAAAUAGCCAACAAACCCAUCACCCCACAAGAUGCCGCAACCAUGCAAACCGCCGAGAACAUGGUUCUAGGUAAAACCCAGAAAGGCGGACCUGCCGCCAUCAUGCAGUCAGCUGCUUCGGUCAAUGAGAGCCGCGGCGUCGUAAGCCAUUACGACGUAACUAGCGCCACCGGAGAUCAAGGUGUCACUGUAUCCGAAGCUGUAGUCGCCGGUCAUCACAUCGUAACCGAGUCUGUGGUGGGACAAUACGUAGGAACCAAUACGGCGUCAUCUCCUGCUCCGCUGAUCUCCGGCGGUGACGAUCAGGUUACAAUUGGAGAAGCACUGGAGGCUGCUGCCUUAUCUGCUGGAGAGAAACCGGUAGACCAGAGUGAUGCUGCAGCCAUACAAGCGGCAGAAGUCCGAGCAACCGGUCGUAUGCAGGUGGUACCGGGUGGCGUGGCAGCGAAAGCUCAGGCUGCGGCUUCUCAGAACGCCCGAACUAUGCGUGAUGAGGACAAGACAAAGCUUGGAGAUGUGUUGGUGGAUGCGAGUACAUUGCUGCCGAGAGACAAAGCAGUGACGAGGGAGGAUGCUGAGGGGGUGAUUGGGGCGGAGAUUAGGAACCAGCCGGAGUUGGCUACGUACCCCGGUGGGGUUAGUGCGUCGAUGGCGGCAGCGGCCAGGCUCAACCAGAAGUGA